AUGAGUGGUGGCCACCGGCUGCAGCUGGCUGCCCUCUGGCCCUGGCUGCUGAUGGCUACCCUGCAGGCAGGCUUCGGACGCACAGGACUGGUUCUGGCCGCGGCGGUGGAGUCUGAGAGAUCAGCGGAGCAGAAAGCUAUUAUCAGAGUGAUCCCCUUGAAAAUGGACCCCACAGGAAAACUGAAUCUCACGUUGGAAGGUGUGUUUGCCGGCGUUGCUGAAGUAACUCCAGCAGAAGGAAAACUAAUGCAGUCCCACCCCCUGUACCUGUGCAACGCCAGCGAUGAUGACAAUCUGGAGCCUGGAUUCAUCAGCAUCGUCAAGCUGGAGAGUCCCCAACGGGCCCCCCGCCCCUGCCUGUCACUGGCCAGCAAGGCCCGAAUGGCAGGUGAGCGAGGAGCUAGCGCCGUCCUCUUUGACAUCACCGAGGACCGAGCCGCUGCGGAACAGCUGCAGCAGCCGCUGGGGCUGACUUGGCCAGUGGUGUUGAUCUGGGGUCAUGAUGCCGAGAAGCUGAUGGAGUUUGUGUACAAGAACCAGAAGGCCCACGUGAAGAUUGAGCUGAAGGAGCCCCCGACCUGGCCAGAUUACGAUGUGUGGAUCCUCCUGACGGUGGUGGGCACCAUCUUUGUAGUCAUCCUGGCUUCGGUGCUGCGCAUCCGGUGCCGCCCACGCCACAGCAGGCCGGAUUCCCUUCAGCAGCGAACAGCGUGGGCCAUCAGCCAGCUGGCCACCAGGAGAUACCGGGCCAGCUGUAGGAGGACACGGGCUGAGUGGCCAGACUCAGAGAGCAGCUGCAGCUCAGCCCCUGUGUGUGCCAUCUGCCUGGAGGAGUUCUCUGAGGGCCAGGAGCUGCGAGUCAUUACCUGCCUCCAUGAGUUCCAUUGCGCCUGCGUGGACCCCUGGCUGUAUCAGCAUCGGACUUGCCCCCUCUGCAUGUUCAACAUCGUAGAGGGAGAUUCAUUUUCCCAGUCCCUGGCACCCUCUCGAUCUUACCAGGAACCAGGCCGGAGACUUCACCUUAUUCGUCAGCAUCCUGGUCAUGCCCACUACCACUUCCCUGCUUCCUACCUGCUGGGCCCUCCCCGGACUGCAGUGGCUCGGCCCCCACGACCUAGUCCCUUCCAACCCUCCCAGGAGCCAGGCACAGGCCCCCGGCACCACCGCCUCCCCAGAGCUGCACACCCCCUGGCUCCAGGCGAGCAGCAGCAUCGGACAGCGACCCAGCACCCCUUUGCGCAGAGCUGGCGUCUGAGCCGCCUUCAGUGCACUGCACAGCACCCUGCCGUGUGCCCAGCACCCUCACGCCGGGCCAGGCCUCACGACAGCAGUGGGUCUGCAGAAAGCUACUGCACAGAGCGCAGCGGCUACCUGGCAGACGGGCCGGCCAGCGACUCCAGUUCGGGGCCCUGUCAUGGCUCUUCAAGUGACUCCAUGGUCAACUGCACGGACGUCAGCCUGCAGGGCAUCCACGGCAGCAGCUCCACCUUCCGCAGCUCUCUGAGCAGUGACUUUGACCCCUUGGUGUACUGCAGCCCUGACGGGGAGCCUCGGGGGGAGGAGACUCAGCCCAGCGUGACCUCGCGGCCUCGUUCUUUGGAAUCGGUGGUGCCCAGAGGGGAAGUCCAGGUUUCCAGCCACGUCCACUACCAUCGCCAUCGGCACCACCACUACAAAAAGCGCUUCCAGUGGCACGGCAGGAAACCUGGUGCUGAAACGGGGAUCCUCGAGCCCCGGCCUGCUGUUCCUCGGACACAGCCCCAGCCGGAGCCCUCCUCUCCUGAUCAGCAAGCUGCCAGAUCCAACGCAGCAGCCCCUACUGGGCAGCUCCCCAACCCAUCACAGCCCAGGGCCCUCCCAGAGCCAGCCCCAGACCUAAAAGAUGCUGCCAGCCCCAGCCCCAGCCCCAGCCCCAGUCCCAGUCCCGGUCCCGGCAGCCUCUUCCACCUGCAGAAAUCAGGCUUCCCUGUCCGACACCCACAGAGGAAACGGCGGGGGGCUCCCUCAGAACCUACCCCAGCCUCUCGGCCCCAGGACUUGACGGUACACCUCACUUGCCAGAUUUCCCCCCAUUAUGACCCCAGCCUGGCAUACCCUUGGCCCCCAGAGGCCCACCCAUUGAUCUUUGGACCUCCGGGCCUAGAAAGGAGGACGCUACCAGAAACCCCAGGCGCCUGUUACUCAAGUUCACAGCCAGUGUGGUUGUGUCUGACUCCACGCCAGCCCCUGGGACCACACGCACCUGGGGAAGGGCCUUCCAGAUGGAGUUCUGGUACCCCAGAGGGCAGGCCAUGCCCUUACCCACACUGCCAGGUGCUGCCAGCCCAGCCUGGCUCGGAGGAGGAGCUGGAGGAGCUGUGUGAACAGGCCGUGUGA
Messenger RNA from Pipistrellus nathusii (Nathusius's pipistrelle), 2376 nucleotides. Lineage: Eukaryota; Metazoa; Chordata; Mammalia; Chiroptera; Vespertilionidae. The record is from the annotation of a GenBank genome assembly.